Messenger RNA from Hemibagrus wyckioides, 1985 nucleotides. RefSeq names its product BEN domain-containing protein 5-like. Gene Ontology annotation, biological process: negative regulation of DNA-templated transcription. Lineage: Eukaryota; Metazoa; Chordata; Actinopteri; Siluriformes; Bagridae. The transcript has 7 exons. The record is from RefSeq and is a predicted model, not a curated record. Gene Ontology annotation, molecular function: DNA binding. Bases 311 to 1312 code for a protein of 333 amino acids.
AUCGGGAACCAUUAGAUACCAUUAGUGCUCCAUUACAGACCAUCAAUGUGACAUUAGACGGCACUGAAAACGCGGCGAUUUUGGUCAGAACACACGGUAGAGACUUUAAAGUGUGUGGGCAUGGUGGGGGUGGUGAAUGAAAUGUGUGUGAAGGUGGUGUUUUUGUAGAAAGCGCAGUUAGACGGAUGACUGGGAUACAAAGAGCAGAGACUUGUUCCUGGUGCAGCUGCACGCGCUGAUGUUCCGCUACUAGACUAUUUAAGGUUGCGUUAUCAAACCCGACGGAAGAUCUGCUUUAUUACACUUUAAGAUGUCGCGUCGAAAGCAGACAAAGCCGAGUCCUCUGGAAGAUCAUGAAAUGGACCUUGAAAUUUCAAGACUUCCAGCUCCCUGCAUGGAAAAUGAGGAGGAAGAAAGAUUGCUGCUGGAUGAUUGCGAGUAUCACGGUGAAAGCACUGAGCAAGAAAAGAAGAGCACAGUAGAGUCACCGAAAAUGUCUCUGCUGGAUCUCAUGAAGAGACAGAUCACUGUGAAGAGACAGAGGGAUUUCUUGGACAGUGAUGACGAGUCUGUUGUUUCUUAUAAACUUUACCAGGAACUUCAGGAUAGUUACGUGACGCUGAAAAAACGUCUCAGAGAGAAGGACGUUAUCAUUGCGGAAAAAGACGCGGCAAUCAGAAAGCUGAGCGAAAAGUGCAGAAGGAUGACGGUGGAGCUGGACAAGAUCAGACAAUUGAACAUUUGCCUUCAAGAACAGCUUUUUUUAAAAGAAGAAGGGGCCGUCACAGGGUCGCAGCCACAACAUAUGAUUCACACAGAAAACACAGAAUGUUUCUAUGAGCCCUAUGAGCAUGUAUUGGUUCCUAAAGUGAAGGAACUUAAAGAACCCCCACCUGAGGAUUUCACAGAGAAGGAUUUCGGGAGGGUGGACCUUGGACAUGGGGUGCUUUUGGACAGACAGAAAUGGAAGGCCAUCCAAAGAAUGGAUUCUCAUUCUAAGUUUUGUAAGUCGUUGGCUGUGGCCAUUUGGGGUCUUGAGACGCUAAAGGAGAGGAGUGUGACCGGGUCCAAAUCGAAUGCCAUCAAAGGGUCUGUGGCCAAGCCUCCAUUAUCACCGGAGAAAGUUGGUGUCAUUAGAGAGUGCCUGAAGGAGCGACUACAGCAGCGUGGCUAUCAGAAGGAGGAAGUCGAUGGGCAGCUGCGAUUGGUUCGACGAUUUCUCUCUGAGAAAAUUUGUGACAUUAAAAGGAAAGUCAGUAUAAAUUUAGAGGGUACCAGUCCUUCCACCAGUUCACAAGUUUCUCAGACCUAAAGAUUUUCUACACAUUUUACUACCAGGUGCUACAAGAUCUACAACAGCAAAGGACUGUGAAUUACUGUAAUGGGGAAAAAAUAUUCUUUUAUUAAUUAGGAAAAAAAUGUAAUUUUAUUUCCAAUUAUGGGACGGUUAUUAUGACAUGUAAUGCUCAUUAAAUCACAAGGCUGUUGGAUUCUCAAGCCUAAUUGGUCAUCAGAUGAUUCAUUUUGUAUAGCAGCAGACAGAGACAGUCUGUAAUACAUGUCAUUGCUUUAUAGGCAUCUUUUCUGUAUUUUAAAAAAUUAUUAAUAAAUAAUUAAAAAUAAACAAUCCAUCAUAAUCUAUGGCUUUUAAAAAAGUUCAUUUGUUCUAUAACAGCUGUAAAUGGAUUAAUGUUCAAUAAUUUUGAUGGUCAAUCAAAGAGAAAUAAAACAUCUUGUUUUAAAGUAAUGAGCUGUAACACAUCACACAGGGUGCAGUUGUUAAUUCAUUUCCUAUAAGAAUACAGUAUGUGGUGUUUGAUUUCUGACAUUUAUUAUAUCUUAUCAUAUUUAAAACCAAUUUUGUGUCAUUGUGCACUAUGUAAAUCUGUUCCUUGAUUUUGUUUGAAAGCAAUUUCCUCCUAAAUAUAUCCCUGGUUUGUACAGAACCCUUUUUAGUAUUUCAUCAAAGACAAUUGAUAUAAAUU